AAGACUAAGAUAUGUCUCAGACAUCACUUAGGACACGUCUUAGUCCUAAGUCAAUUUCUUGAAGCCAUCCUAUUUUAGGACAUGUCUUAAAAAAUAUCUUAACUUUAAGACAUCCUAACAGGUGUCUUAACUAGUAAAAAUGGCCGUCGCCUAUUACAACUACAUAAGAAGAAGAAACCCAAACCUACAUCGCGAUCGCAUAUUUCGAGAUAUCGACAACCCGCUUGAUUACCUAGAUGACACAGAUAUCAUCUGUAAGUACAGACUGCCCCGUCAUAACAUAAUAGACCUUUGUGGACGCUUCAAUCGUGACCUGAGACGACCUACAUUGAGGUCACGCCCACUACCCGUAUCGCUCCAAGUGAUGGUAGCUUUGAGAUUUUACGCCACCGGCAGCUUCCAAGCCAUUCUAGGUGAUGUGCACAGAAUAUCCAGACCUAGCGUGUCUAGAAUAAUUAAUGAUUUUACUGAUUGUUUAGUGAGACUUUCUCCUGAGUAUGUUAAAAUGCCUACCCAAAACGACUCAGUUCAGAUCAUGCGGGGGUUCAGUGAUAUUGCAGGCUUCCCAAAUGUCAUAGGUGCAAUCGAUGGUACCCAUAUUAGAAUAAAAUCACCAUCUCUUGAUGAACACUUGUAUGUAAAUAGAAAAAACUACCAUUCCAUUAAUGUGCAGGCUGUGUGUGAUUCAAAGCUUAGAUUCAUGAACAUUGUAGCAAAAUGGCCAGGCAGCACACACGACUCUUUCAUUCUAGAAAACAGUGCGUUGAAAGAUAUGUUUGAGAGGGGUGCAAUUCCUGAGGGGUGGCUCCUUGGGGACAGCGGCUACCCCCUGCGGCCUUGGCUGCUCACUCCGGUGCUGCACCCAACAACCAGACCGGAGGAGAGAUACAACACGUCUCACAUCAGGACAAGGAAUACCGUGGAACGCAGCUUCGGGGUCCUAAAAUCAAGAUUUAGGUGCCUCGACACAAGUGGAGGAUCUCUCCUUUAUUCACCCACGAAGGCAUGCAGAGUUACGGUGGCUGUUGCAGUUCUGCACAACAUGUGUAUUAACAAUGGAGUCCCCAUUCCGGCGGACUGUGUCGAUGCCCGUGACAGAGGACGAAUUGGGCGCCCCCAGUACAUUGGUCCCAUCAACGACGGAGUGACAGUGAGAAACAGACUCAUCAACGGACGAUUUGCUUAAAUUUGUACAUGUAUCUAUUUUAUCAUAUUGAUAUAUGUUUUUAAUACGCCUUUAUUCAUAAAUACAUGUAGAAUAAAAUUUGUGAGCAAUUUGUAUUUAUUUUAUCUAACU
Molecule: messenger RNA, 1297 nt
Organism: Magallana angulata
Lineage: Eukaryota; Metazoa; Mollusca; Bivalvia; Ostreida; Ostreidae
Product: putative nuclease HARBI1
Exons: 1
Coding region: 140-1186 (348 amino acids)
Source: RefSeq, a predicted model, not a curated record